Messenger RNA from Cladophialophora yegresii CBS 114405, 2334 nucleotides. RefSeq lists its product as uncharacterized. The transcript has 2 exons. The record is from RefSeq and is a predicted model, not a curated record. NCBI's taxonomy places the organism in Eukaryota, Fungi, Ascomycota, Eurotiomycetes, Chaetothyriales, Herpotrichiellaceae. Bases 1 to 2334 code for a protein of 777 amino acids.
AUGAAUGCCCCCACAGUGCGCAAGCUAUCCAAAAGAGGGACAAGUUCGACCUCUCCGGAUGAUGGGGAUAGUGGACGGCGCAGCAAACGUCCCAGAUUCGUUACGGACUUGACAUCACCACUAUGUGAGGUCUGCCAACGGCUGGACCUCGACAAGAAAUUCGAAAGAGCCCAUGAGGCAUACCGGCGGGUUAGAGCCGGAUUGUUGUCUUCUUCAGAAGAUUUAUACAAAGCGUCCGACGGAAGCUGGUAUUAUGACGACGCGAUUCUGGCACACCGAUUCGAUGAUUCCCUGUCUAAACCAUCAGACUGCCCACUUUGUGAGUUCUUUCGGUCGCUGAGAGUCCAGCCCGAUAGCCACAAGCGAUACAAACUCCUCGCGUUCCGCUGCAGUGAUAGUUGGCUUUUCAAGGCCGGCUGGCUGCACGAGAGCAACGGUGUAAAGUACGAGCAUGACAAAGACGGGGUUUUUAUGGCAGUGGUUCCGGAUCUCGAUCCCAUCCCGCUAUGUGGCUAUCGGGAAAACUGGCUGGACCACGAUAUUCCCGCUACGGGAGCAAUCUACCGUCUCCGACCUGACGAGGAUUCUCAAAGUGCUGAGGAAAAGUAUAUACUUCGCGCGCGAGGGGUUGGCGAAGAGCCGAACCUUGAUGGUGCACGACAGUGGUUGAAUGAACCUCCUGUUGUUGAGGAGAAGCCUUGGGGGACCACAUACCUUGCUCUAAGCUAUGUCUGGGGAUCAACGCCAGAGGAUCUAACAGAUUGGCCAGAGACAGUGCUCGAUGCCGUCGCAGUUACCAAGCAACUAGGUUUCGACUACCUGUGGGUUGACCGGCUCUGUAUCAACCAAACUGACGCUGACGAAAUGGCCUACCUGAUUUCGAGGAUGACCACAAUCUAUGAAGCAGCAGAGCUUACCAUCGUAGCGGCCGCCGGCUCUGGCGCGAGUCACGGCCUCCCGGGCGUACGAUCCAAACCUCGAAGGCCGCAGCCAAAGUACUAUCUGGACAGUGGCAGCGUACUCCUCUCGAUGCUCCGAGAUCCCCGUCGCGACAUUCUCGAGUCGACCUACUGGUCCCGAGGCUGGACCUAUCAGGAAGGUGUGCUCUCUAAUCGACGCUUAGUCUUCACAGACGAGCAGAUCUAUUGGGAAUGCCGGGGCAUGGCUGCUCAGGAAAGUAUCGACGUGGUGUUUUAUCAUGUGCCUGCUACCGAAGCGGAAGAUAAUUCAGAAUUCGUCAUGGCAGACUUCAUGCUCUCUGGCAUUUUCAAGGGAGAUGCUUAUAGUGGAAGCCGUGGCGGGGCCGUGGACUCGCUCGUCACUCAAGACGAAGGCCACCGUCUCGCCUACGGCUUUCCAACCCAAGAGGAAGUGACUGUCCGUGCGCAAUUGCGUGGUCUCAAUGAGCACACUCGGGAAUACUCCAAGAGGCAACUGACGCGUGACGAAGACAGUCUCUUCGCACUUCAAGGCAUAUUCGGAUUGUAUGCGCAGACCAGGCAGCUGUACCUACUUCACGGACUACCCGUGUGGCUGGACGACAUUGUCCAAGGUCGCUCGGGUGCGCAAAUCACGUUCGCUUUGUCAGUCUCGUCGUGGUACCACCGUACCAGCUCGGAUCUACUCAUGUAUGUGUCUGAGGCGUGUCGGCGGAAAACCAACCUGCCGUCGUGGACAUGGGCAGGGUGGGUCGGCACGGUGAGCUGGCGGGCGCCUCCCAACCUGGAGCACUGCGCCUACAUGAGCGACCUGCUCAACGCCGAGUCUCUGAAAUUACUAUGGGCUGCAGACAUCUCCCUUUAUGGAUCCGACCACGCCCGCCCGAUUCACCUGCAAGAGACGUCCUCUGCCGCCCGUCUCGUCAGUGAGCCGCCACCAACCUUGAUUGAAAUCAAGAACCCGCUUCUCCUAAACAGUUUCCAACGAGUAGAGCAGGUUAAGAAGCAAUGGUAUUGGACACAGGCAAUCGGCAGGCCCGGUCGUCAAAAGGCGAAGGCCCAGGAAAUCAGCUGGGACGCGAAGUGGUAUAGGAUAGGAGGCCGGCUAUCCUGCGUGGGCAUGUCGGUUGCAAUGACCGAGCGCGAGUGGGCCGCCAAGCAUGUCUGUGGGGAACUGGUAAGCGUGCUGAUGUUCGCUGGGCAAUACCUCGUGAACGAACACGGGACCGCUCGGUUUUUGACGCUGCGAAAAGUACCGCUGUCUAGUCCCGAACGUUGGGAGAGGGUGGGCACGCUCUACUUGGUCAUUCCAUUCAAUGCCAGGUGUCGAGAUGUGCAAGAGCUCCUUGCAAAGAUACCCGCUGGGAGACAGCAGAGGACUUACAUGGUUCAAUGA